Molecule: messenger RNA, 1506 nt
Organism: Zingiber officinale
Lineage: Eukaryota; Viridiplantae; Streptophyta; Magnoliopsida; Zingiberales; Zingiberaceae
Product: zinc finger protein GIS2-like
Exons: 4
Coding region: 528-1310 (260 amino acids)
Molecular function (GO): nucleic acid binding; zinc ion binding
Source: RefSeq, a predicted model, not a curated record
CAGCGCAACGCAUCGCAUCACCAUUUCCUCUCUUUUGCUUUCUCCCCUUGCAAGAUAAGGUUGAAGGAGAGGACGUGCGAACUUGCGGAGUCGGAGGUGGAGGAAACUCUAGAUCGUGAAGUUCGAGGCGAUAAGAGGAUAUAAAAUAUAUGGUUGAACUGGGGGAUGAUCAGAAUGGUAGCUAGUCUUCAUUAGAUGACAUUGUUAUAGAGUUAUGAAACUGGAAAAAAAAAGUUGAAAACUUGAAAUGAUGUUUAAAGUUGGUGGGAUCAUUGGGAAUGUUGUGGUUGCUCCGGAGAAUGUGUUCUGCAUGUUUGGGAAGAUUUCUGUUGGUGUUCAAAAAUGGUUUCUUUUAUCGUUCCGCAAGUUUGGUGGUUCUUUUUGGACUCACGGAGAUGGCCUUGGAUGCCUGGUUUUGUUGUGGACAGGGAGGAUUGUUUCAGUGGUGGUGUGGGUGGUGGUUAAGGUGGUAGUGGUGGUGGUGAUUUUGUGUACCAACAAGAGCCAUUGAAUUUGAAGGUCUGAAGAUGAGCGAAGGCAGCCGUAGCCCACCUAGAGAUCGCAGAAUCCGCACAGAACGUACCUCAUAUCGUGAUGCUCCAUAUAAAAGGGAUUUCCCUCGUGCCUCAAGGUAUGAUUUGUGCAAGAACUGCAAGCGGCCAGGCCACUAUGCUAGAGAAUGUCCAAAUGCAGCUGUCUGUAAUAACUGUGGCCUACCAGGACAUAUUGCGUCAGAAUGCACAACAAAGGCAUUGUGUUGGAAUUGCAAAGAACCUGGACAUUUAGCAAGCAAUUGUCCCAACGAGGGCAUCUGCCACACAUGCGGCAAGUCUGGUCACUUGGCGAGGGAUUGCUCCAUGCCACAGCUGCCUCCUGGUGACCUGAGGCUCUGUAAUAAUUGCUACAAACAGGGACACCUCGCAGCAGACUGCACGAAUGAGAAAGCAUGCAACAAUUGCAGGAAAACAGGGCACCUUGCUCGUGAUUGCCCAAACGAACCAGUCUGCAAUCUCUGCAAUGUCGCAGGGCAUGUGGCCAGGCAAUGCCCAAAGUCAGGAACACUUGGUGGCUUCGGUGGCAGCUUCAGUGGCGGUGGUAGCUUGGGUGGCAGCUUCAGUGGUGGCGGCUUGGGUGGCGGUUUCCGUGGUGGAUUCCGAGAUGUCAUCUGUCGGACCUGCAACCAGGUUGGCCACAUGAGUCGAGACUGCAUGGGUCCUCUGAUGAUCUGCCACAACUGCGGUGGGAGGGGGCACAUGGCCUACGAGUGCCCGUCAGGAAGGUUCAUGGACCGUGCUUUUCGAAGGUACUGAUUGAUAUACCAGUCAGCUUUUAUGCCUAGAAGAUGAGCUUUUCCAUAUCGCAAUGUCAGUAUCUUAGUCAACUUGCUCGAGACUAGUUGAUCGAAGAAACUUUAAUUUGCAGACUGUCGAUUUCAUUUCUGUGUUGACUGUACCAGAACAACGUAUCCUAUCAUUUACAUAUUUGAUGUGGAUUUCAUUUGUGUUC